Oikopleura dioica is the source of this 1014-nucleotide messenger RNA. NCBI's taxonomy places the organism in Eukaryota, Metazoa, Chordata, Appendicularia, Copelata, Oikopleuridae. The record is from the annotation of a GenBank genome assembly.
AUGUUUCGCAAAAAGGGAGCUGGGGAUUGGAAGCUCUCCGUGGAGCACGCGGAAAAAGUACCCUCUUUGCCUAUAAUUGGCCAUGCCUUGCGAAAUGAUUUACAAACAGGGCCAAGUAAUCGACCGAGUAUUUUUGCACAGGAGCAAGCUGUCGAGAGCAGAGAAUGGGAUUCCAAACAGAGAAGCGUGCUGGCAGUCCGUUGGAACGCCGAUGGCAACUACUGUUUAUCGUGCGGCAAAGAUAGCACGAUCAAGCUAUGGAAUCCUUUCAAGUCCAUGUGUGUUGCGCUUUUUUCGGGACACGGGCGAGACGUUACUGAUGUAGAUUGUGCUGGCGACUCGGAGCACUUCGUAUCAAGUUCUUUUGACAAGCAGGUUCUUCUCUGGGAUGUGCCGAAUACGGCGAUCGUGCGACGCUUUCGCGGCCAUGCUGGUCGCGUUAACUGCGUGAAACUCAACGAGGAAGGCACUGUAGCUGUCUCUGGCUCCGUCGAUGGGACAGCGAGAAUCUGGGACCUGCGCAGUCGAUCCUAUGAACCUAUACAAGUUUUGGCAGAACCGAGCGAUACAAUCACGAGCGUCCAGAUUAGCAAAACCGAGAUCGCCGUUGGCUCCGCUGAUGGAUUCGUUUAUCGAUACGACAUUGUUGCGGGAAAAUUACGAAGAGACUAUGUCGCGAGCGAAGUCUGCUCCUUCAUGCUUGCUGAUGGAUGUCUCUUGGUUCAGUCGCAGGAUGGCAAUUUGAGGCUGCUUGAUGCUAACGGAGGAUCCCUCCUUGGCACAUUCGCUGGGCAUACCGUAACGGAAUAUAGAGCUGACUGUCAAAUGACGCUGAGCAAAGUGUACGCGACUUGCGAGUCUGGGAAUGUGAUUUGCUGGGAUCUGGUUUCGCAGAAAACUGUCGGCCGAAUUCCAGUCAGAGAGGGGAUGCCCUUGAGUGGCUUCGAUAUCUACAAAAACGGUCUCGUCGCUGCCGCGGGACAGAAGAUAUUUUUGCGCCCAAUUCUAGCUUGA